Messenger RNA from Puccinia triticina, 1041 nucleotides. RefSeq lists its product as uncharacterized. The record is from RefSeq and is a predicted model, not a curated record. Lineage: Eukaryota; Fungi; Basidiomycota; Pucciniomycetes; Pucciniales; Pucciniaceae. The transcript is spliced from 8 exons. The coding region runs from base 1 to 1041 and encodes 346 amino acids.
AUGUCUUCUCCUGCUGAACAACCCUCAGUCCCUGCCCUCGCCGAGCCCGUCGUGGCUCCCACUGAACCCACUCCCGCUGCCGAGGUGGACCCCUCUGCUGCUGCUGCCCCCGAGGAGGUCGCCGACACCCCUGCGCCCGCGGCCGAACAGACCGCUGCUCAAGUCGCUGAGGCCGAGCUGGCUGCUGCACCAGCCGCUGCCGAAGCUUCUCCCGCCGAGGAAUCCAAGGCUGUCGAGGCCGCCAAGGCUGAGGACAAGAAGGAGAAGAAGCAAGGCCGCAAGCCGUUUGCCGACCUCCUCAACAAAAUCCUCAAACCUCAUCCUCAGGACAAGGCCACGCCUGAGAAGAAGACCGAAGCCGAGGGCACCGUAGCUGCCGACGAAGCAGCACCCGAAGCCGCCGCCCCCGCUGCCGACGCACCGGCUGCCGAGUCCGAAGCUCAAGCCGAGGCCGCGCCCGAACCCGCCGCCACCGAUGCGGCUCCCGUUGAGGCCGCCAAGGAUGUCACCACCCCGCGCAAGGAACGCGCCAACAUCUUCGACAAGAUCACCGCCUUUGUCAUGAAGCCCAAGAGCCCCAAGCCCAAGAAAGCCGAGGCCGCCAAGGAGGAGGGCGAGGAUGCCAAGACCGAGGCCCCUGUCGCUGCUGAACCAACCGCCGACCCCCAACCUGCAGAAGACGCUGCUCCUGCAUCCCCUCAAGCGCCCGCCGUCGAGGCUGUCGAAGCCUCACCGGCCGAGGCUGCCGCUGUUCCCGCGGAGACACCAGAGGAGGCCAAAGUCGAGAAGAAGGAAAAGUCCCCCAAAGACUUGGCCAAGCUGGCCCGACGGUUCAGCGGCCGCUUGUUCGGCGCCGUCGGCGAGAAGAAGAAAGAGCCCACCAAGAAGCCCGAGCCCACGCAGGAAGAAGAGGCCGAAUCGGAAGCCCCCGCUGAGCUCGCGCCCGUCUCCGACGCCGCCCCGCAGAUUCCUGCCGACACCACGCCCGAGGUCUCGCAGGCGGCCACCGAGCCCGCCCCCGUGAUCGCAGCCGCCGCAUGA